This is a messenger RNA of Pyrenophora tritici-repentis Pt-1C-BFP, 1140 nucleotides long. RefSeq names its product AKAP7-NLS domain containing protein. Gene Ontology annotation, cellular component: nucleus. Gene Ontology annotation, biological process: DNA alkylation repair; regulation of DNA-templated transcription. The record is from RefSeq and is a predicted model, not a curated record. NCBI's taxonomy places the organism in Eukaryota, Fungi, Ascomycota, Dothideomycetes, Pleosporales, Pleosporaceae.
AUGGGCAAGAAAAGGUCCAAGGGCGAGUACAACGACUUUCUAGAUGGAGAGAAACUGCGCGACAAUACAGAGAUUAGAACAACACUACAAGGCUUCGCAGCCAGAGACAUUUCACCUCCUCCAGCACGUCAAAGUCAGACGAAAGAUUACAAAAAGGGAAAGAGCGGAGCGAAAAAGCCGCCAUUUACACACUUUCUCUGUCUCCCCUUGGUCACCGACACAAGCCGACCGCAACUCCAGCAAGGAUUAGAAAAGUUCAAGGAAGAGCUAGCCAAGGAUGGCCCUGUACCUACAAAAGCAGUGCGUCCAGUUGGCACCUUGCACCUCACACUCGGAGUCAUGAGCCUCAAUGCUCAAGAGCUAGAAGAGGCUAAGCAAUACCUUGAAGAUCUGGACCUGCACAUGCUACUCCGAGACAUCACGCACCGCUGCAUAGCAAAGAAAGCCGCCGAAGACGGCGAGAUAGCUGAGAAUCUCAAUGCAGCAGCUAUGCCAGACACGGAUGCCUUGACCGUCAACCUAGAAUCUCUGGUUCCCAUGCAAGCACCGCACAAGACGAGUAUACUCUAUGCGGAACCGCGGGACGUAUCACAGCGGUUAGAGUCUUUUGCUUUGACACUGAGAGAGCAGUUUGCUGAGAAGGGGUUUUUGGUCGAGGAUACGCGACCGCUGAGACUUCACGCUACUAUUAUGAACACCAUCUAUGCGAAACCGAAGCGUGGCAGGGGCGGCAGGACAAAGAGCGCAAGACUUAGGGAUGGGCUGAAGUAUGUGGAACACAAGGUCUCACCGCACCAUCAUGAUGGCGAGGAUGGAGUGCAUAACGAAGAUGGAGCUUCUACGGCGGGUUCGGUUGAUGAGGAUACGACGGCGCCGCCAGACCCGUCAACAGCUGAAGAGAGGAAUGAUGGGGCUGUGGGUGAGGGCCACGGUCCAGAUGGCAAGAGCUGGAUGCGGUUCGAUGCUAGAAACCUCAUUGACAAGUAUAAGGGUUUUGUAUGGGCGGAGAAUGUACGAGUGGAUAAAGUGUACAUAUGUGAGAUGGGUGCCAAGAAGAUAUGGAGUGGGUCGCAUGAAGGAGAGGGAGAGGUGCUGGAUGAGCAGUACAAAGUUGUUGCUUCAAAGGCUAUUUUCGAUUGA